AUGGAGGGAUGCAGGGGGCCCCGGCUCGGGGACUUCCUGAGUGGGAGCCUGGCCACCUGGGCACUGGGACUGGCGGGGCUGGUGGGAGAGGCGGAGGAGCUGGAGGGAGAAGAGGAGGAGGAGGAGGAAGAGGGGCCCCUUUGCCCCGAGAGGAGGUUCCUGCGUCUCUGUGACGGUGCCCUGCUCCUCCGGGUGCUGGGCGUCAUUGCCCCCAGCUCCCGGGGGCGGCCUCUAGUGAUCCCGGGCCACGACAGCCCGACGGCCCGGCGGCUGUGCAGCCUGAGCCAGCUGUGGAGCCGGCUGCGGGAGUUCUACCAGGAGGAGCUGCAGCUGCUGAUCCUGUCUGGGCCCCCCGACCUCCAGACGCUGGCGCUGGACCCCCUCUCAGAGGAGGCAGUGGAGGAGCUGGAAGCCAUCCUGAGGCUCCUGCUAGGGGCAUCUGUGCAGUGUGAACACCGGGAGCUCUUCAUCCGGCACAUCCGGGGCCUCAGCCUGGACGUCCAGAGCGAGCUGGCCAUUGCCAUUCAGGAGGUGACCCAGCCCGGGGCAGGCAUGGUGCUGGCGCUGGCUGGGCCGGAGCCUGGGGAGCUGACAGCUCCGGACCUGGAGACGCUGACCCGGAGCCUGCUGGGGACACUGGCCAGGCUGGCUCGGGAGCGUGACCUGGGGGCCCAGCGGCUGGCUGACCUGCUGCUGGAGCGACAGCUGGCCCCCCUGCCCCUGGAGGCUCCGGCCAGGGCUCCGGCCCAGGAACCCUCCCACCACCUGGCCCUGCAGCUGGCCAACGCCAAGGCCCAGCUGCGCCGCCUCCGGCAGGAGCUGGAGGAGAAGGCCGAGCUGCUGCUGGACUCCCAGGCCGAGCUGCAGGGCACGGAGGCUGAGAUUCGAAGACUCCGCCAGGAGACUCAGGCGCUGUCGGGGCAGGCCAAGCGGGCCCAGCUGUACCGCGAGGAGGCCGAGGCGCUGCGGGAACGCGCGGGCCGCCUGCCCCGCCUGCAAGAGGAGCUGCGGCGCUGUCGGGAGCGGCUGCAGGCGGCCGAGGCCUGCCAGGGCCGGCUGGAGGAGGAGCGGGCGCUCUCAGGGGCCCUGGAGGCGUCCAAGGCGCUGCUGGAGGAGCAGCUGGAGGCCGCGCGGGAGCGCUGUGCGCGGCUCCACGAGACCCAGCGAGAGAACCUGCUGCUGCGGGCCCGGCUGGGCGAGGCCCACGGGGAGCUGGGUUCUCUGCGGCAUCAGAUGGAGCAGCUGGUGGAGGAGAACCUGGAGCUGGAGCUGGAGCUGCAGCGGAGCCUGGAGCCGCCCCCCGACUCCCCCGGGGACGGACCCCUACCAGGGCCGCUGCCCUCCCUGCAGGAGGAGGUGCGGGAGGUGGAGGCCGGGCGGCUGCGGGCUCUGGAGCGGGAGAACCGGGAGCUGCGGGACCUGCUGCGGGCGCUGCCGGGCGGCCAGCACCCCCUGCUGGAGAAGCAGAGUGAGGACUCCACGCUGCUGGUCCCGGCCUCGGUCCCCAGCCCCCAGGUCGGGGAUGAAGACCCCGGGGCCUCGGACUUGGCUCCCCCGGCAUCAGACUCAGCUGAGCGUCCCCAGGCUUCCGAUUCCGGGCCGCAGGGGGUGGAGAGGCCCCCGCAGGUGGCUGCCACUGCUCCCCAGGCCCCCCGAGAGUCAGAGCCUGUUGUAGAGACACAGGAGGCCCCGGAGAAGGCUGGCCGUGGGGCCCCGCUCUGGACGCCCCCCUCCACGGCCUCACCCCAGGAUCCAGGAGUGCGGAGUCAGACACAGUGCCUGGCAGGGGGAGAACCCGGGGAGAGGGAGGGUCCUGGGGGGCAGUCAGAGGCUUUGGUCCCCGGGCUGGGGCAGGAGGGCCCUGAACACCAGCCAGGACCCUCGGAGCUCUGCCUCCAAGUGCACCCCAAGGCGCCCGAGACCCCAGGAGGGGGCCUGGAGCUGCCCCAACAGCAGACAGAGGCCAGAGAGCUCGGACAGAGGCCGGUGGGGACGGCUGGGGACCCGGCUCAGCCAAAGCCACAGUGGAAGUCGGAAGCAGCUCCUGAGGCCCGGACUGCGGAGGAGCCGGUCCCAGCGGGGGUCCUGGCCAGCGGUGUCCCGGAGAAGGAGGCCCUCAGGGAGGAGGUGGCGCGAUUGAGGAGAGAGGCCGUGGCCCUCGGGGCUGAGCUGGAGGCCCAGAGCCGGAGGCUGGAGGCCCGGGGCGCAGAGGCCGCCCGCCUCUCCGAGGAGCUGGCUCGAGUGCAGAGGGCAGAGGCCGAAGCCCAUCGGGAGGCAGAGACCCGGGCCCAAGAGCUGGCCCGGCUGCGGGAGGCGGUGGAGGCAGCCGGCCGGGAGCUGGAGGCCGCGGCCCGGGAGCGGGACGCGCUGGCUGAGGCGCUGGCGGCAGCGGGCCGCGAGCGCAGGCAGUGGGAGCGCGAGGGGCCCCGGCUGCGGGCCCGGGCCGAGGCUGCCGAGGAGCGGCUGCAGGCGCUGGAGAGCGAGGGCCGCCGGCACCUGGAGGAGGCUGAGAGGGCGCGCCGGGAGAAGCAGGCCCUGGGCGAGGAGCUGGAGAAGGCCGUGGUGCGCGGCCAGGAGCUGGGCGCCCGGCUGGAGAGCCUGCAGCGGGAGCUGGAGCGGGCGGCUCUGGAGCGCCAGGAGUUUCUGCAGGAACAGCAGACCCAGCAGCAGAGGUACCAGGGCCUGGAGCAGCGGCUGGAAGCUGAGCUGCAGGCGGCGGCCACCAGCAAGGAGGAGGCGCUGAUGGAGCUCAAGGCCAGGGCCCUGCGGCUGGAAGAGGAGCUGUUCCAGCUGCGCCAGGGCCCGCCGGGGCUGGGCCCAAAGGAGCCUUGGGAUGCGGCGACCCAGAGCGGGCGGCUGAUCGAGGUGGAGCGCAGCAACGCGACGCUGGUGGCCGAGAAGGUGGCCCUGCAGGGGCAGCUGCAGCACCUGGAGGGGCAGCUGGGCAGCCUGCAGAGCCGCGCCCAGGAGCUGCUGCUGCAGAGCCAGCAGGCCCAGGAGCACAGCAGCCGCCUGCAGGCCGAGAAGUCCGUGCUGGAGACCCAGGGCCAGGAGCUGCACCGGAAGCUGGGCGUGCUGGAGGAGGAGGUGCGGGCGGCGCGGCGGUCCCAGGAGGAGACCCGUGGGCAGCAGCAGGCCCUGCUUCGGGACCACGAGGCGCUGGCCCAGCUGCAGCGGCGGCAGGAGACGGAGCUGGAGGGGCUUCUGGUGCGGCACCGGGACCUCAAGGCCAACAUGCGGGCACUGGAGCUGGCCCACCGGGAGCUGCAGGGCCGGCACGAGCAGCUGCAGGCCCAGCGGGCCCACGUGGAGGCGCAGGAGGUGGCUCUGCUGGCGGAGCGGGAGCGCCUGAUGCAGGAUGGGCAUCGGCAGCGGGACCUGGAGGAGGAACUGCGGAGGCUGCAGAGCGAGCACGAGAGGGCUCAGCUGCUGCUGGCCGAGGUGUCCCGGGAGCGGGGGGAGCUGCAGGGCGAGCGCGGGGAGCUGCGGGGCCGCCUGGCGCGGCUGGAGCUGGAGCGGGCGCAGCUGGAAGCACAGAGCCAGCAGCUGCGGGAGUCCAACCAGCAGCUGGACCUGAGUGCCUGCCGGCUGAGCACACAGUGCGAGCUGCUGACGGAGCUGCGGAGCGCCCAGGAGGAGGAGAACCGGCAGCUGCUGGCCGAGGUGCAGGCCCUGAGCCGGGAGAACAGGCAGCUUCUAGAGCGGAGCCUGGAGAGCCGUGACCACCUGCACCGCGAGCAGCGCGAGUACCUGGACCAGCUGAAUGCCCUGCGCCGGGAGAAGCAGAAGCUGGUGGAGAAGAUCAUGGACCAGUACCGCGUGCUGGAGCCCGGGCCCCUGCCCCGCGCCAAGAAGGGCAGCUGGCUGGCAGACAAGGUGAAGAGGCUGAUGCGGCCCCGGCGGGAGGGGGGCCCCCAAGGGGGGCUGCGCCUGGGGGCCGAUGGGGCUGGCAGCACCGAGAGCCUGGGAGGCCCCCUGGAGACGGAGCUCCCCGAGGGCAGGGAGGCGGAUGGGACAGUGUCGCGCUCACCAGCACCCAUGCGCCGGGCCCAGAGCUCCCUUUGCCUGCGGGAUGAGACCCUGGCAGGUGGGCAGCGAAGGAAACUUAGCUCGCGGUUUCCCGUGGGGCGAAGCUCUGAGUCGUUCAGCCCCGGGGACACCCCCCGGCAGCGAUUCCGACAGCGCCGGCCGGGCCCCCUGGGGGCGCCCAGCGCCCAUGGCAAAGGAUGUGGCGUGGGUUGGGAAGGCUCCGUUGAGACCCUCCAGGAACACAAGGCAGAUGGCAGCCACGAGGGCCUCGAGGAGCAGGACCCGGAGAAGCACCCCCUCACCCCUUCCCUCAGCCAGUGA
Messenger RNA from Lepus europaeus (European hare), 4350 nucleotides. It is a transcript of the gene CCDC88B, whose product is annotated as coiled-coil domain containing 88B. The transcript has 27 exons. Lineage: Eukaryota; Metazoa; Chordata; Mammalia; Lagomorpha; Leporidae. Bases 1 to 4350 code for a protein of 1449 amino acids. Gene Ontology annotation, cellular component: cytoplasm; centrosome. The record is from RefSeq and is a predicted model, not a curated record. Gene Ontology annotation, biological process: cytoplasmic microtubule organization; cytoskeleton-dependent intracellular transport. Gene Ontology annotation, molecular function: dynein light intermediate chain binding; microtubule binding.